Quercus robur (English oak) is the source of this 2763-nucleotide messenger RNA. RefSeq names its product G-type lectin S-receptor-like serine/threonine-protein kinase At1g34300. Gene Ontology annotation, biological process: protein phosphorylation; recognition of pollen. The record is from RefSeq and is a predicted model, not a curated record. Gene Ontology annotation, molecular function: ATP binding; protein serine/threonine kinase activity. Lineage: Eukaryota; Viridiplantae; Streptophyta; Magnoliopsida; Fagales; Fagaceae. The transcript has a single exon. The coding region runs from base 138 to 2516 and encodes 792 amino acids.
UAUCUGUAUGAGACUAACCAACCCUGUUUACACUCUACAUCUCUCCUCUGCCCACUAUCCCCAUUUAAAGCUUAAACCAAGCUCUUGGCAAAAACACACCCACCAUUAUUUGAACCUUAAGGAACCCAGAUAAGCAAAUGAUCAUGACCAUGAGGUCCAUGACAAUCCAACUACAAGUCAAACUCCAACUCCAUAGCAUACUACUCUCCUUCCUCCUCCUUCCCACCAUUUCAGUAGCAAUACUCACCAAACAAAUCCAACCAGGCUCAACCCUUUAUGCCUCCAACACAACCCAAACCUGGUCCUCACCAAACAACACCUUCUCCCUCACCUUCAUACCCCUCAACCCCCCCACCUCCCCUCCUUCCUACCUUGCUUCCAUCGUCUUCUCCGGCGGUAUCCCCGUCUGGUCUGCAGGCACCACUCCUCUUGACUCCAAUGCUUCAUUCCAAUUCCACCCCACUGGCAACCUCCUCCUACUCAAUGGCACUGGCCACACCAUCUGGGACUCCGGCACCGCCAACCUUGGCAUCUCCUCUGCUUCCCUCGACGACUAUGGCAACCUUGUCCUUGCCAAUGGUACCGGCCUCCCAGUCUGGUCUUCAUUCAACCACCCCACCAAUACACUCUUGCCAUCACAGAACUUCACCACUAAACAAGUUUUGCGAAAUGGAUUGUACUCGUUUAGUCUUCAUAGUUACGGUAACAUUACACUCAAGUGGAAUAAUGAUAGUAUUGUAUACUGGAAUCAAGGUUUGAAUAAAAACUUAACUUCUCCAACCUUAGGAUUACAGUCUAAUGGUAUUUUGUCCAUUUAUGAUACCACAAUUGUGCCACGUGGGGUUGUCAUGGCUUAUAGUAAUGAUCAUGGUGAAGGAAGUGAUAUCUUAAGGUUUUUAAGGUUAGAUGAAGAUGGGAAUUUGAGGAUGUAUAGUUCUGUUAGAGGGAGUGGGAAUGAAACUGUGGAAUGGGUAGCUAUUGAGGAUCAAUGUAGAGUUUUUGGGUACUGUGGGAAUAUGGGGAUUUGUAGAUAUAAUGGUAAAAACCCCAUUUGUGGGUGCCCAUCUCAGAAUUUUGAGCUGGUUGAUCCAAAGGAUAGUAGGAAAGGUUGUAAGAGGAAGAUGGAGAUUAAGAAUUGUCCACUGAAUGUGACUAUGCUUGAUAUGGAACAUACCCUUUUGUUGACUUAUCCUCCUCAAAGCAUAUUUGCAAUUGAUGGUUCACAAAUCUUUUUCGUGGGUAUAUCAGCUUGUAGGUUGAAUUGUCUUGUAAAUCCUACUUGUGAUGCUUCAACUACACUGUCGGAUGGAACUGGUAUGUGUUACUAUAAGACUCCGGAAUUCAUUACUGGGUAUCAGAGUGCAGCUCUGCGUAGUACUUCUUAUGUCAAGGUUUGUCCACCGGUGCUUCCUAACCCAUCACCUGGUUUGGUUUCUGGUAAGGGUGGUGGCUGGAGAAUGCAAUCAUGGGUUGUAGCUAUUGUGGUCAUAGGUGUCGCUUUGGGUUUGAUUGUGUUGGAGGGUAGUUUGUGGUGGUGUUGUAGAAGUAGCCCCAAAUUUGAAGGAUUAAAUGAUCUUUUUGAGUAUGCUUCUGGAGCUCCAAUCCAGUUUUCGUUUAAGGAGCUCCAGCGCUGUACCAAUGGAUUCAAGGAGAAGCUUGGAACUGGAGGAUUUAGUGCUGUAUACAAAGGGGUUCUUGCUAAUAGAACCGUUGUGGCAGUGAAGCAACUCGAGGGAAUUGAGCAGGGAGAGAAGCAAUUUAGAAUGGAGAUAGGUACCAUAAGUAGCACCCACCACUUGAAUUUGGUGAGAUUGAUUGGUUUCUGCUCCGAAGGGCGCCAUAGGAUUUUAGUAUAUGAGUUCAUGCAAAAUAGGUCUCUUGAUAAUCUCCUUUUCCAAACAGAUGAUAAUAAGUCCGGAAAAUUGUUGAAUUGGGAGUGUCGGUUCAACAUUGCAAUUGGCGCUGCGAGGGGCAUCUCAUAUCUCCAUGAUGAGUGUAGAGUCUGCAUUGUGCAUUGUGAUAUAAAACCAGAAAACAUUUUAUUGAAUGAGAACUAUACUGCAAAAGUCUCGGAUUUUGGUCUUUCAAAGCUAAAUACUUCAAAGGAAAAUAAAUACCGAACUUUGACAAACAUUAGGGGCAUUAGAGGAUAUUUGGCACCGGAAUGGCUAGCGAAUCUUCCAAUAACUUCAGAAUCUGAUGUUUAUAGUUAUGGUAUGGUUUUGUUGGAGAUAGUGAGUGGGAGAAGAAAUUUUGAAGUAUCUGCAGAAACGAAUUGGAAAAUGCUUUCUGUGUGGGCGUAUGAAGAAUUUGAGAAGGGUAAUGUCACUGCAAUUGUUGACAGAAGGUUGGUGAAGGAAGAGGUGGAUAUGGAGCAAGUAGUGAGAGCUAUUCAAGUAAGCUUUUGGUGCAUCCAGGAGCAACCAUUACGGAGGCCAAGAAUGGAAAAAGUGGUACAAAUGCUAGAAGGGAUUACAAAGAUUGAUAGUCCGCCUUCCCCCAAAGGCCGUGAAUGAAGAGUUCUUGCAACCUGGAAAGAUGUGCGCCUCAAAGUCAUUGUUAUCUCCCUCUUAGUAGCUUCUUCCCCAGCUGCCUCUUCAUUAUUUUCCUUGUUUCUUUUCUUCAAUCUUGCUACAGUAUAUGGCAGGCUACCAAUAAAUCUUCUCUUCUUUAUUGUCUCUGUAGAACUUGUAAUCUGUUAUAGUCCUACAACGAGCCUAGAUGCAAUACUAAACUUCAAAUAUUCAUAAAGUUCAUACUUAA